Messenger RNA from Cyphellophora attinorum, 1104 nucleotides. RefSeq lists its product as uncharacterized. Bases 1 to 1104 code for a protein of 367 amino acids. The transcript is spliced from 2 exons. The record is from RefSeq and is a predicted model, not a curated record. NCBI's taxonomy places the organism in Eukaryota, Fungi, Ascomycota, Eurotiomycetes, Chaetothyriales, Cyphellophoraceae.
AUGACGACGUACCUUCGCGAACUCAUCGAGGCGUCUCAUACAUACUCCGAGCAGAUCAACAACCAACUCCGUAAGCAGUCUGACUACUUCAAAGCCCUGGACCAACUAUGUGCAGGCGACAAGGAUCUGACCGAGUUGCUCGCCGACCAUACGGCGGAUCUUGUCGGUAACAAGAUGCAAAUCAGCCUCGCGUACUUCAGAGACAAGCGACUCCCACAUCGCGGUCGAGCGCUGUACCCAAGUGAGGAGGACCACCCGAGGAAUAUGGUCCAUGUUCGACUGUGUUCCCUGACAGGAGCAGAGUGGGACAGCAGCAUUGAGAGGUCCAAGACCGAGUUCCAGGAUAUUUCUGAUUCCAAUACCAGUUCGGCUCUUCAAGCCAGGCAGGCUGCUCCAGAGACUGAGUCCGCUCGAGUGAGGGAACGCAUCGCCAAGGCUAAGGCCUUGAAAGGCAUCCAAGCCCGUCGUGCUAAGGACAAGGCAAACGAAGAACAGCAGAAGCUUUCCAUCGCCAAGGCCAUGGCUAUGAACGCCACCCAAGCGCAUCGUGCUAAAAAGGGGACAGAGCGAGAACAGCAGAAGCUCGAAUCCAUCAAGGAAAUCCAAGCGCGUGGUGCUGAGAGCACGACAGAGGAAGAACAGCAGAAGCCUGAGGCUAUGGAUGAAACCCAAACAUAUGGUGCCGAGAACACGACAGAAGGAGACCAGGAGGAAGCUGAGGCCGAGCACGAAUACUGGGCUCGCGUAAGAACCCUCCCGAGGUCAUCGCUUAAGCAUCUAUCAGUUCCACAUCUCGCCAACAGCGCUGGCUCUGAUGACGUCUACCGGCCAAAUGAGUGGCGGCAUGACCGCUGGUUCGAUUCGUUGGCAGAAGGAUCGGACGAAGGUUCCGACAGUGAGGAUGAAGAAGACGUCGAGGUCCACGGCGGAAAGGAGACAUACUUUGAAAUCCACAAGGGACUGUUCGACAGAGGCGAUCAACCUGGUCUCGAUUACGAGCUGGCAGCUGGACCUCGUCCUCGCAUCCAAAGCGAACACGAUGAAGACUUCUGGGCGUUGAGGAGAACCAGCAGUUGGGCCACGGACGACCUGAAGACCGGAUGA